AUGGCUAUGGUGCAGGUCGUCGUCUCUGGCCAGCUCCUAUGGGCUUAUGAAUUCUCUGAGCCAGUUGAUCCUGUAACUGGAAAAGCCAUCAGCCUGGAUGUGAAUGCAUACAACCCGGGUAUCUUGCAGGCACCACUUCCCUUUAAGGUUCGGAUCACGGUCAGGAGUGACAAGCAUGCUGCGACGAUAGCGAAAGAGUUGACUUCGGCGUUGGAUUUCUUGAAGCAAUGGGAGUAG
This is a messenger RNA of Penicillium longicatenatum, 237 nucleotides long. RefSeq lists its product as uncharacterized. NCBI's taxonomy places the organism in Eukaryota, Fungi, Ascomycota, Eurotiomycetes, Eurotiales, Aspergillaceae. The record is from RefSeq and is a predicted model, not a curated record. The transcript has 2 exons. The coding region runs from base 1 to 237 and encodes 78 amino acids.